Abrus precatorius (Indian licorice) is the source of this 1212-nucleotide messenger RNA. RefSeq names its product elongation of fatty acids protein 3-like. Gene Ontology annotation, biological process: fatty acid elongation, monounsaturated fatty acid; fatty acid elongation, polyunsaturated fatty acid; fatty acid elongation, saturated fatty acid. The transcript has a single exon. NCBI's taxonomy places the organism in Eukaryota, Viridiplantae, Streptophyta, Magnoliopsida, Fabales, Fabaceae. Gene Ontology annotation, molecular function: fatty acid elongase activity. Gene Ontology annotation, cellular component: endoplasmic reticulum membrane. Bases 102 to 1004 code for a protein of 300 amino acids. The record is from RefSeq and is a predicted model, not a curated record.
UUUCUCUCCAUUCAUACUCUCUGUUUCCGAGCCCAGCCUUCUCCCAAGUUCCAACAAAACUCAGCUCAACUCAACUCAACAAGGCAUGUGAACCCGACCCUAUGCUGAAGGUGCGGCCGCUGGCAAUCUUCUACCUAUCGGAGCACCCCGCCAUCGUGGGGUUCAGAUGGAGCCACACCGAAUCUUGGGGCUCCACAUGGUCCUUCCUCUUCUCCUCUAUAGUCUCCUAUCUCUUCCUCUCUCUCUUCCUUCAUUUCUUUCUCUCACUCCUCUUGGGCCGCCAUCGCCCUAUCCCUCUUGGUUUUCUUCCCGCCCUCCACAGCCUCUCCAUGUCCCUCAUCUCUGCCACCAUCUUUGCUGGAAUAUUACUCUCCGCCGUUGCCGAGAUCCGCGACACUCGUUGGUUCUGGCAGCGCUCCAAAACCCCAUUUGAGUGGCUCCUCUGUUUCCCCCUCGGAACCCGACCCUCAGGCCGCGUCUUCUUCUGGUCGUACAUAUAUUACCUCUCCCGCUUCCUCCACGUGUUUCGCACAUUCAUUUCCAUCCUAAGACGUCGUAAGCUGUCGUUUUUUCAGCUCUUCAACCACUCCAUCUCAAUCCUUGUGUCCUUCCUCUGGCUCGAGUUCUCACAAUCGUUUCAGAUUCUCGCAAUUCUGUUUGCAACGCUGGGGUAUGCUGUUGUUUACGGUUACAGGUUCUGGACUGCCAUAGGUUUUCGCGGCGCGUGCUUCCCAUUCGUGCUCAAUUGCCAGAUUCUGUUGCUGAGUUGCAACGUGGCGUGCCAUGUUGGAGUAUUUUUACAGCAUUUCUUUUUCAGAGGUGGGUGUAAUGGGAUUGGCGCCUGGGUCUUCAAUUCUGUGCUCAACUUUGCGGUUCUUAUGCUGUUUCUUAACUUUUAUUUGAGGAGGUACCUUAACCGCAAUAGGAGAAUGGUUGAGGUUGAUGGUGUUAAUGGGGACCAGCCUAGUCCACCGCAUGUUCCUCCCGAUGCGAAACGGAAGUAGAAUCCUCUAAUUCAAUAAUAAAAUAAAUACAGGGUGGUUGAUUGCAAUCUGGGGUCCCAAGUUUGUUCCCUUUUUAUAGAGAAAGCGAGUAAGAAAACAUAGUGUUCUUAGCAGAACUAGUUGUAAUCUAGGAAGGUAGAACUUUUGGGUACCAAUAUAAUUUUAUGAAUGUGGUCUAUAUCAUAAAAAUCCUUGUGUAUUGAAAUUU